Messenger RNA from Prorocentrum cordatum, 878 nucleotides. NCBI's taxonomy places the organism in Eukaryota, Dinophyceae, Prorocentrales, Prorocentraceae. The record is from the annotation of a GenBank genome assembly.
AGACCCACGUUCCAGUUGCGGGGUCCCACGACUUGCUGCAUGACUGGAGGAAGGCUGGCUACAUUGGCAUGCUCUCUGCGGCUUACGAGUCGAAUGGUAAGUCCAAGGCAGGAGGCAUCACCAUGGGCACCCUUAAGAAGUACAAGGUUCAGUCGUUGCGCCACCUAGCUUCAUCCCCCUCGGAUCAGGUCGGGUUGCGAGAUUUGGAUCGAGGUCCGAAGGACCAGCCUGGCAUUGAUUUUCGGGAUAUGGUGGCCAUGCAGCUGAGGGCCCAAGGCCAGUCUUUGUUGAUUGUUGGAGUAUACAUGACCUCGUCGGUGGGCCCGAAGGCGAAUGCUGCCAAGCUAGCCAACGUUGGCACUCUGGUUUCCACGAUCCAGGGGCCAUGGCUGGCCAUCGGUGAUUGGAAUAUGACGCCGAAGGAGCUGGCGAGCACAGGCUGGCUGGCCUUGGUCAACGGCGCGAUCAUCACCCCCACCAACACGGAGUAUACCUGCACGCUGGGCUCAGGUCGAAUGUUGGACUACAUGGUUGUGUCUCAGCAUGCGGUGCCUUGGGUCGAGUCGUUGCUUGCUGACUUUCAGGCGGUCGAGGAGGCGGGGAAGGCUCACUACGGUCUCAAGCUUCAGCUCAACUUCGACGCCAGUCGGGCCCGAGCUUGGAUCAUGCGGCGUAAGCUGAGCAUCAAGAGCCCUCCGCCCUUGCAGUACUCCCUCUUUGGUGAGGACGAAGACGAGUUUUUCACGGACGAGGAAGAUACGGAUGUCCCUGAAGAUAACGAUGAUGAGCAGGUGGCCGUCUCGGAUUCUGAAUUGGACACGUACGCUUCCAUCCAGGCUGAGUGGUCUGCUGAGGCGAAGGACUUGCUGUGGCAGCAG